Molecule: messenger RNA, 5617 nt
Organism: Archocentrus centrarchus (flier cichlid)
Lineage: Eukaryota; Metazoa; Chordata; Actinopteri; Cichliformes; Cichlidae
Gene: dennd3a
Product: DENN/MADD domain containing 3a
Exons: 30
Coding region: 221-4021 (1266 amino acids)
Biological process (GO): regulation of Rab protein signal transduction
Cellular component (GO): cytoplasmic vesicle
Molecular function (GO): protein binding
Source: RefSeq, a predicted model, not a curated record
ACAGACCAGCGGCAAACUCGUGUGUUUGUGUGCGUGUGAGAAAGUAAGCUUUGAAUCACAGCACACAGUAAGAGUAGGUCUCAGUGCCGAAGUCACUGCUGCGGCUGUUUAACGGCUUUCUAACUGCGAGCUGGAGCUGUUUUAGCGAGAGGCUAACUCCCCGCGUGAAGUGGACCCAGUGGAAAUAAUCGAGUAAUUUAAGUUUGUGUGCUUGGAUGUAAUGGCAGAACUCCCAUCUGGACUGCUGGAGGCGUGUGUCGUGGUUGGAGCCCACAGUGAUAAGAUUCGAGAUAUACACCAGCUUCAUCAGCAGGGUAAAUUAAAUGAACUCCCACUGCUGGAAGCUGAGGUGCUGCAGGUCCAUGCCCCGCCUUUUGUUUCCAAAGAGACUAACUCAAGCCAGGUGAUUGGUCCAGCUUUCAGCCGUGUCCAGAGGAGAAGGAGCUUCAUUAAAAAGAAGAGGCGAGAUCGUGCUCCAGAGGCACUGUCUAAUGGAGAAGGAGCUAAUCGUGCUGAAGUGUCGUCAACAACAGAGGACAUCAGCGUUCCAAAGGAUUUGGAUCUCAUUGCUUUGCCAGAACUAUGUUUCCCGGGUGGUCUUGAGUUAGCCAGUGAGCAGAGAGAAGACAGUUAUCACUUCCUGGUUUUUACUGAUCUGUUUGGGAACCGAACCCAUGGAGUUGUUGCACAAUUCUACAGACCUGUGCCGGCCUGUCAGGAAGGUGUGCUCCAGAAUGGCCACAGACGAAACUCAACGAAAGCACGUUUCUACAUAUCCUUUGCUGUGUGUGUCAUCUCCAAGUUCCCCUACUACAAUGCCCUGAAAGACUGCUUGUCAUGUCUCCUGGUCCAGCUGCGACCCGCAAGACAAGCUGAGUUUGAGGAGACAGUGAAGGAGUUUUCAGCCAAGCUGUCCCUUGUGCCUUUACCGCCUCCUGGACAGCUGCAUGUGUCUUUUAGUCUUCGUCCUCUCCAAGUAUAUCUUCCAUCAAGGGAGGAUCAUGACAGCCCUGUUAUUGACAUCAAUCUACAUCUACCUUUCCUCUGUUUCACUCACACCGUACUGCUCCAGGUGUUGUCCUGCCUUCUCCAAGAGCAAAGGCUGGUCUUUUUCUCAUCUGACUGGGCCAGACUCACUCUCAUUGCAGAGUGUCUGCUGUUGUACCUCCAGCCUCUGUCCUGGCAGCAGCCUUAUGUUCCUGUCUUGGCCAGAGGAAUGUUGGACUUCCUCAUGGCUCCCACUGCGUUCCUCAUGGGCUGUCACAUCAGUCAUUUUGAAGAGAUUGCUGCAGAGACAGAGGACUUAAUUCUUGUGAACAUAGAUGAUGGCACCAUUCAGACGUCUUGGUCUGAAACAGUCAACCUGCCUGUUAUCCCUCUGGCUGCAGCGGAGAGUUUCACAUCAAGGGCAGAGAGUCUGCAGCUUCACUUUGACUUGGAGCUGUGCCACCUCAGCGCAGGCACUGAUGUCAAUGCCCUGCGAUCUCAACGCAGAGACUGGCAGAGACAGCUCAACACACAGAUACAAAACAUUGCCUUAGAAUUGGUGGUCAACAUCUUCAGAGGGGUGCAGGACUUUCUAAGCCAUGAGCACAGGGUCUUUAACAGCGAGGAAUUUCUGAGAACGAGGGAACCAGCAGACCAGCUGUUUUACCAAAAGGUAUUAGAAACUCACAUCUUCCACUCAUUCCUGCGAGACCGGCUGAACAGGAAAUGGGAUGCCUUCAGCCGCAUGGAGCAGAACACACGUAAUCUCAUGCCCAGGAAUCGUGGAUUGACAGUGUCUCCCCGGCGUCCUCCUAUGUCUGAAUUAUCCAGGUCUGGCUACAGAAGCUACGCCCCCCCUGAGAACAAGCUGAGCAAGAAGCUGGGAGCCAGCCUGCCUAAUCUGUUGCAGCCUUCCAGUGACACUUUGACCGUCAUCAGUUCCAACAGAUCACUCUGCAGGAAGAUGACACCUGAUAUUGGUUUAAAGUCCCCCAAGAAGGCAGUGAAGGUUUUCCGUCUUCCAGAGUUCCCUCCUCCGUUGGCCUAUCAUUAUGUCCAGAACUAUUAUUCUGACAUGAUUGCUUCACUGGGGAAAUCUAUUAAUGCUACACCACCUGAGGAAUCCUCUCUACUGGCCAGGUAUCAUUAUCUGCGUGGCUUGGUAAACAUUGUGUCUAACAAGCGUAUUGAUGCGUUAGAGGACUUCCAGAGUCUUUAUAAGACCGACUCGGAUAUUUUUCCUUCUCAGAUGGUUAAGUCCUUGGUUGACUCCCUGCCAGACGUUGAACGCUUACAGGUGGACAAAAGAGCUGAGCUAAAACGGCUUAUCAGUCGGCUCAAAAGGGACCAGGAGCGGGAAAGCGCUCACUGCGGAAACGGGCAAGAGGAAGGUGCUAUAAAGCGCUUCGAGCUGCCAAAAAAAUACAUGCAGCUCGAGGAAUUUGUGAAAUGUGUCCAGGAGUCUGGCAUUGUAAAAGACCAAGGAACCAUUCAUAGACUCUUUGAUGCUCUAACUGUAGGUCAUCAGAAGCAGGUCAGUCCAGAUUUAUUCAGAGUGUUUUACACCAUCUGGAAGGAGACUGAGGCUGAGGCACAAGAGGUAUGCCUGCCAGCAUCUGUUUUGGAGCACAUUGAGGCCAGCGAAUGUGUCUUCAAGGUGUCAUCUUCGGUCAAGACAAGCCGUGGUGUGGGAAAAAUUGCCAUGACUCAGCGACGUCUCUUCCUGCUCACCGAUGGACGGCCAGGAUAUGUGGAGGUGGCACAGUACAGAGAUUUAGAGGAGGUAAAGGUUUCCUCGGCUCCCUUCAUGCUCCUGCGAAUCCCGAGCCUGAAGCUGCGUGUUCGGGGAAGGAAAGAGGCUUUUGAGGCUAAUUUGAAAACAGAGACUGAACUUUGGAACUUGAUGGUCAAAGAGAUGUGGGCCGGGCGCUUCACAGCUGACCAGCACAAGGAUCCCCAGUACAUGCAGCAAGCUCUGACCAAUGCCUUAUUAAUGGAUGCUGUAGUGGGCAGCCUUCAGAGCAGCAAGGCCAUCUACGCUGCUUCUAAGCUGGCUUACUUUGACCGCAUCAAGAUGGAAGUCCCGAUGAUGGUUCCCAAGACAACUGCAGAGACACUAAAACACAAAAUUAACCCUUCGCUGGAACUUGCUGCACCUCAGGCUGUGCAUGUACUUCUGUAUACACCAGGUCAGUUAUGGGUAUCUGUGAGUAAGGGGAAGGUGAUGGUGUUUGAUGCCUCCAGCUGGUCUCUCACACACACCUGCCAUGUUGGUAAUGCCAGACUGAACUGCAUGUUGGAAGUUGACAAAGACCAGGUGUGGGUGGGCUCUGAGGACUCUGUUAUCUACAUCAUCAGCAUAGUGGCCAUGGUCUGUAACAGACAGCUGACCGAACACAGGGCUGAGGUCACCGGACUGGCAGUCGACAAAGGCAAAUACGGCCACAAGGUGGCGUACUCCUGUAGCGCAGAGGGGAGCAUCAUGGUGUGGGACGUCUCCACCCUGCAGGUGAGGAAGUACUUCCGCCUCUCCUGUGACCGUCUGCAGUCUGUUUGCAGCUACAGUGGAAUGCUCUGGUGUUGCUCCAGGGAAAGUAUAAUGGAGGUGUGGAAGAAUGGUUCAAUAAAAUGUCGCAUGAAUUUACCAGAACAGCAAAAAGGCUCCACAGCUGCAUUCAGCUGUGCCCUGCACUUACCAGAGAGGGAGGAGCUGUGGAGUGCUUGUGCAGAUUCUGGAGAAGUGUGUAUUUGGCAUAUUAAAGACACCAGCAAACCGUUCUACUGCAUCAGUCUACAGGACUGCACUGGAUGCUACUGCAUGAUUAAAGUUAAAAACCAGGUGUGGGUUGGCGGCAUGGGUCGCAGUUCAACCAAAGGGAAGGUUUACAUCCUGGACACGGAGCGGUACCAGGUCCUGAAGGAGCUUCACGGCCACACUGACAAAGUGAUGGCACUGUGCUCAGCCGAGGACCGCUAUGUCCUCAGUGGAGCUGGAAAACAUGAUGGGAAGAUCGCCAUCUGGAAGGUGGAGUAAAGAGGCUGAAGGACUGAACUUAGGAACAUUUUAGAGUGUGAGUUCUUAUUGAAUUUGAUGAAGGGAAAUAAAGGGAAGAUCCAUAUUUGGACAGCACAGCAGGGAGAAAAAAAGAUCUGCAUCACCAGGAUAUGAAGGAGUCAAGUGGAGCAAAGAGUUUACAUGAAGUCCGGUCUUUUAUGAAGUUAAGAUUAGAAAUACUAACAACUUAUUUUAUAGUUUUUAAUGAAGUAAAAAUUCAGACUGAAAAGGGGAAAGUGAGAUUGUGUUCUUAUGGAUAAUUUUUCAAUCCAGGGUGCACCAGAGUUCACUUUAAUGAAGGUUUUUAUACAUUUAGUAUUUACACAAGAAUAAUCACACAGUGUGUGACUGAGCCUCACCUCCAGCUGUGUUUUUGACGUGAAUGUCUGCAGCUCAGAGGAGUCAAACUACCCUGAAAACAAAACUGUGGUUGGAGAUUUCACAAUCGCUGUGGGAAAGCCCCAACAGAAGAUUUAUUUUGAUGGAAGUGAUGCUUUAACGGACAGGAAAUAUGAUAAUAUACGAUGAUGGGAACUGGACUUGUGAUCUACACUAGGUGUGGGUGUGAGGAUCUGCAAUAACUGGAAUGUGUUUGAACACAGAUGAUCAAAUAAGGGCUAUCUGUGCAAUACGUCUACUAUAAGUGAGAUAUUUUUCUCAUUGUUAGACAAAUUUUUUUCUUUUUCUUUUGUUUUGUUUGUUUUUGUAGUUUAUGCAAAAACCAACUGGACAGUUUUCAUUAAAGUUGCCAAGUAGGUGGGACAUGGGCAAAUUAAGAAACCUGUUAAAUUUUAUGACUGGAUUUUGAGCUCUGACCUGUAGGUCUGAGUUGGAGGUGUGUUUAUGUGUUUAACUUCUGCCCCAAAUACAGUGCGUGAGAUAACACGACCCCCACCCACCCCCUUGGUCUGUUAUUGCCAAUCAAAUUCAGCAGCAAAUUAAAAAAUUAGGUUACAAUUCUCUGAUCGAGCAGCUGACUUGGGACUUCAGCAUUAGACCUCAAGCAUGCUUAGUAUAUGGGGGCUUCUAGUUUCUAUUUAUAUUAACAAUUUAACAGGUUUUUCAAGAAAAUGAACCAACGAAAAAGUCAAAAUUCCUGUCCACACAGUGCAUUACAGAUAUUAAACACCCUGAUAUUUAUAAAGUUAAAGUUAAAAGCUAUAAAAAGUUUCACACACAUUAAAAUGUAUUUAUGUUCCCUGAUGUUUGUGUUCUGUACAUUUUAUGAUGGUUUUUAACUAGACGUCACUAUAACAGUAGCAUUACAUGUAUUAAAAUAGUGGACCGUGUCUCACACAUAUAGAGAACAUUAAGAUUUUGUAUUAUACUACUAAAGGUCAGUGUCACCAUCAGGAUACUUUUGGUUCACAAAACUAUUUUUACAUUUUGGAGACAGUUUCAUCUGAGGUUCAAACUGAGGGUUAAACUUAUCUUUUAUUACUGUAUUUAUACACUGUAUAUAACUGGGAGACAUGAUAUUGUAUAUCAACCUAAUGACAACUCAGCCAUUAUAUUUAUACUUUUGUGACAUUUGCUUUUGUCUUUAUAUAAAAAAAUGUACAUAUUCUCUUUUAU